This is a messenger RNA of Gracilinanus agilis (Agile Gracile Mouse Opossum), 1476 nucleotides long. It is a transcript of the gene DMRTA1, whose product is annotated as DMRT like family A1. Gene Ontology annotation, biological process: regulation of transcription by RNA polymerase II; sex differentiation. Gene Ontology annotation, cellular component: nucleus. The transcript has 2 exons. The record is from RefSeq and is a predicted model, not a curated record. Gene Ontology annotation, molecular function: RNA polymerase II cis-regulatory region sequence-specific DNA binding; DNA-binding transcription factor activity, RNA polymerase II-specific; protein binding. The coding region runs from base 1 to 1476 and encodes 491 amino acids. NCBI's taxonomy places the organism in Eukaryota, Metazoa, Chordata, Mammalia, Didelphimorphia, Didelphidae.
AUGGAGGCUGCCAACGGGAGCAGCAGUGACACUAGCAGGCAGGCCUUGUCCUCCGGUCUGGUGGCCCCCGCUCCAGCGGCCACUUCCUCCUCACUGCCCUUGGCCUCUGGGGUGGCCAUUCCUCCAGCUUUUCUCCGGCCCCCUAGUCUGUUCUUGAGGGCAGCAGCAGUGGCGGCCGCCGGGAGUGUAGCUUGUACUUCUGCGGCAGGACUGGAGAGGGGGGUCGGGGCCUUGGGCUGCGGAGGCUACCCGCGGACCCCGAAGUGCGCCCGCUGCCGUAAUCACGGGGUGGUGUCUGCGCUCAAGGGCCACAAGCGUUUCUGCCGCUGGCGGGACUGUGCCUGCGCCAAGUGCACCCUGAUAGCUGAGCGCCAGCGUGUGAUGGCCGCUCAAGUUGCGCUCCGCAGGCAACAGGCACAGGAGGAGAACGAGGCCCGCGGGCUGCAAAGGCUCCUCUAUCCCGGGCAGGCCUCUAGCAGUCCGGGAGCUGGAGGCUGCACAGGCUCGGAGAUUUCCCCAGCAGCAGUGGGUGGGUCGGGGGCUGCAGAGGGGCUAAACUUGGGGACUGGAGGUCUAGGAAGCCGGCGAGCGGUUCCCUUCGAGAUUUUCCACCCAGAUUAUCAGGAAGAUAAAAGAGAUUCAAAGGUACAGAAAGUUGGCUCAUACUACAAUGGCUUAGAUGGUCCAAUCACCUCACAUCAGCUUUCCUUGAGAUCUCCUGAGCCCAUUGGAGCUAGUGGAGAUGAUGAAGAGAAGCCAUCUGGUUCAGAAAACUCAGACAAGGAAGAGAACAUUCAGUCCCCUCACCCUGAAGAGCAAUCAGAAGGUACAGAGAGUCCUAGAUCUUUGUCAUCUUCUGAUAUGGAAUCAGGAAAUGAAAGUGAAUGGGCCAAAGACUUUGCUGCUGCUAGGUCCAAUCUUCCCACAAUUUCUUCCAGAUCAAGGGACCCACUUGAUAUUCUCACUAAGGUUUUCCCAAGUUACAAACGCAGCCGGCUAGAAAGUAUUCUACAGUACUGCAAAGGAGAUGUAGUCCAAGCUAUAGAACAAGUCUUGAAUGGAAAAGAACACAAACAAGACACUGUAGAUCUUGCAAACUCAAUGGGAGCUGAACUGACUGCAUUGCAAAGAACUAAUUUUACCCUAGCUGGCCUCGGAAUAGGAACACUAGGAAAUAAAUCUGCCUUUUCUCCUUUGCAAACUAGUUCUACUCCAUUUGGUGGUGAUCCAAAUCUCUAUAGCCUAAAUCCUAGGCUAGGUAUCAGUCCAUUACGCCUCUCAUAUUCCUCUCCAGGAAGAGCAUUGUCUGGUUUCAUGUCACCCUACCUAACAUCUGGAUUGGUUCCAGCUUUGCCUUUCCGGCCAGCUAUAGAUUAUUCAUUUUCAGGAAUGAUCAGGGAUGCCUCUUAUUUUCCCGGCAAAGACUCAAUGACCAGUAGUGGACUCUAUUCUAGAUUAAAUCAGGAAAACCAAUAA